GUUUUCGUCUCUUCCAUCCUGUUUUGCUCCUCUUUCCGGUCCGUGACUGGGGGCUUUCUGUGUAUGGUUAUUACGUCUGUCAUACGGAAUAAUCUGUGGAUUCCUUUUUCGUACAUUUCCGGGUUGCCGCCGUCUUGACAAUUCGUGCUUCACUGGUCGCCAUCGGGAGUUACUAUCUAUCUCCCCUUAAAAGUCCCGUCUCGAGACCUCGUGCAUAAAGCAUCCUAUCCCUUUCCCUUUCGUUUCGCUUUCCUCGGAGACGAGCCGCGUGACAUAAUAUAGAACAUAAUGGGGGGUCAAUCGAAGCCGGUGCGUCUUCCCCCCUGGGGGAGCGCUGUCGCAGGUGCUACUGGUGCGGUGCUUGCCAACGCUAUUGUAUAUCCAUUGGACAUAGUCAAAACAAAACUUCAAGUGCAAGUGAAGUCCAAGAGUACCGGACACAAUGAAGUCCAUUACGAAUCGACUUUGGAUGCCAUCAAUAAAAUCGUUGCGGAUGAGGGUGUUAAGGGUCUUUAUGCUGGGCUUCCCGGGGCUUUACUGGGAGUUGCAUCGACCAAUUUUGCAUACUUCUACUGGUACACAAUCGUGCGCGGCAUAUACAUGGCAUCAAAUCGGGUACCAAAACCUCCCGGGACUGCUGCUGAGCUCGGUCUUGGAGCCUUAGCGGGCGCUAUUGCUCAGGUUUUCACUAUUCCCGUUUCUGUUAUCACGACGAGGCAGCAGACUCAAGAGAAGAGUGAAAGAAAAGGCCUAUUUGCAACAGGCCGGGAGAUAGUAGACAGUGAAGACGGCUAUACCGGUCUGUGGAGAGGCCUCAAGGCUAGCUUAAUUCUUGUGGUCAAUCCAGCUAUUACAUAUGGAGCCUAUCAACGACUGAAGGACAUCCUUUUCUCUGGCAGAAACAACCUUAAGCCCUGGGAGGCUUUCAUCCUUGGUGCACUAUCAAAAGCUCUGGCAACAAUUGCAACGCAGCCUCUGAUUGUUGCCAAAGUCGGUCUUCAAUCCCGGCCUCCGCCAGACAGGGCAGGCAAACCAUUCAAGACCUUUGGCGAGGUUAUGCGGUAUAUCAUUGAUCGCGAAGGACCACUCGCUCUUUUCAAAGGCAUCGGCCCGCAGAUAACCAAGGGUCUUCUAGUACAAGGACUGCUUAUGAUGACGAAGGAAAGAAUGGAACUCAUCUUUAUCCUGCUCUUUGCAUACAUCCAGAAACUUAAGAGGGAGAAAUUCGGCAAGGCAGUGGAUGCUGCUGCCGAGAAGGCAAAGGCCAGCCUUCCGGCCACUUUGAAAUAAAGUACUCGAUCUGCUUCAUCUCCUUUACCUAUCAAUGGAACUAAAUCCCCCUCGCACUCCAUGCUCUGUAUUUUCGUCCUUUUUUGUUUUUGGCGCAAGCGAUUUGUUAGAUUUUCUCUCUAUUUUUGGCCUCUCCUGGGAACUGGCAUGUGCUAUAGGAUCUACGUGCACUUUGUUUAUAAUAAAGUGAUAGAAUUAUGACAUAUGAGCCAUUACGCACCCAUUCCUG
Monascus purpureus is the source of this 1519-nucleotide messenger RNA. NCBI's taxonomy places the organism in Eukaryota, Fungi, Ascomycota, Eurotiomycetes, Eurotiales, Aspergillaceae. The record is from the annotation of a GenBank genome assembly.